UCUGCAGCUCCAUCCGCCCUCGAGGCCCUGCGUAGAUUGAAGAUUUUUCUCUCUCUAAAACUCGUCGUUCCCCGCCGCUUCUCUCUCUCUCUUUCUCAGCCAUGGAUUCAAAGGGAGAAGAGUCAGAAGUUUCAGAAGAGAGAGAAAAGGAUUCGUAGAAAAGGGUUUAAAGUUUUUCGAAAGGGAUUCUGUACAGGCGACCUAGCUUCCUCUCAUCAACCAGACCACCUUGUUGCUAUUGCAAUACAGUUCCUGUAACUCUCUAUCUCUCUCUCUACAAAUCUCGGGCUUUAGCUGCCCAUCUUUCUACUUCUUCGCUACCUCUGUAAUGGAAGAAGCUACGACCAUGAAGAUACCCACUCUAUCUCCAACUCCCCAUUAAAGGACUCCACGGGGUCUCCCUCCACUGAUUUUUUUCCAGAGAAACCACUUAAAGAUCGAGUACUUGCUAUCAAGUGUUUGAACGACUAGAUGCUAAACUUCGCCGUGGAUUCAAUCCCAGACGGAGCUCUAGCUGUUGAAGAAGAGAUCACCACUGAAAAGGUUUCCAUCUCUAUCUUGCAUUUUCCCUUCACCAUUCUGGCAGCAACUCUUUCUAAAGCGUUGUCCAAAUGCUUUUGUGGGGUUUAAGAGAGAGAAGAGAAAAAUGGCUUAUGUGAUGCAAACAGAAGAUGAAAAGAAGUCCUUUUAGAGAGAGCUUUUGUGGGAGAUUAGGUUGUGGAAUGGAGGACAAUGGAGCUUUGAAGGUUGGCCGAAUUUCAGUAUCCACAAUUUCGGUCAGGCCCUCUGAAUUUUGCUUCCAUGGCCCUCCAGCAAAAUAGAUUUGGGCGCCUGGGUUUUGCUUCCAUGGCUAUAAGGCACAUAACCCAUCUCUGUUCCUUUGAUUCCACUAGGCCUUUUCCUGAUUAUUCACCAAAAAAACCCACCAUCAAAGAUUCACAGUUAGUCUACACCAUUGCCACCACUAUCAAGCUUCGAAGGCCUGAGCCCCUGCGCCGUGUCCUCAAAUUCUUGGAGCAUCAGCUUAGGCCUGAUCACAUUAUUUGGGUCUUUAUGAAAAUAAGAAAUGAUCAUAGAUUGGUUUUUUAUUUUUUUGAGUGGGCUAAGAAUCGAAUAAAUGCCAGCUUAGAGGCACACUGUAUUGUUAUACACAUUUUGGUAUCAUCAAAUGGCUCUGCCCAUGCUCGUCAGGUCAUUAAGGACUUUGUUUCAAAUCCAGAGCCUGACUUUGUUUCUCAUGACCAGUUUCUUGAUGGAUUGAUCUACACAUACAAAGAGUGGGGCUCAAACAUUCUGGUCUUUGACUUGUUGUUCCAAGUUUAUGCAGAGAUUGGGCUCGUCGAAGAGGCGAGGAAGGUUUUUGAAAGGCUUCUAAGUUAUGGGGUUGUUUUAUCAGUAGAUUCCUGCAAUUGUCUUCUUGUUCAGCUUGUGCGAAAUGAACGGAUUGAGCUGGCUAUUCAGCUUUUUAAGGCCAUGCCAGAGGAUGGUGUUUGUUGGAAUGUGGCUUCUCAUAAUGUGAUGAUUCAUGCGAUGUGCAAAGUGGGGAGAAUGAGUGAGGCCCAUGAUAUUCUUUUGGGAAUGGAAGCGAAAGGUGUUACCCCUGAUGUAAUUAGUUACAGUACUUUGAUUGAUGGAUAUUGCAGAAUCGGCGAGCUUCAAAAAGCUCUAGACUUGAUCAGAGAAAUGGAAGCUAAAGGUUUAAAUCCCAACUCAUUUACAUAUAGUAGUGUGAUAGUUGUUCUCUGUAACAGGAGCAAGGUAACCGAGGCUGAGAAGCUUAUGAGAGAGAUGGUGGAUUCUGGUGUGGUCCCUGAUAAUGUGGUUUAUACGACUCUAAUUGAUGGGUUUUGCAAAAUUGGCAGUUUAAAAGAUGCGUAUAGGCUUGCGGAUGACAUGAAAAUCAAAGGACUUGUACUGGAUAAUGUAGCUUACACUGUGUUAAUAUGCGGUCUAUGUAGGAAGGGGAAGGUUAGAGAGGCAGAGGAGCUUUUCAAAGAGAUGAUUGAUAGGGGGUUAAACCCUGAUGAAAUUACUUAUACUGCACUGAUUGAUGGAUACUGUAAGGAACAUAAAAUGAAGGAUGCAUUUUCCCUUCACAAUCAGAUGGUUCGACAAGGCCUUACCCCUAAUAUAGUUACCUAUACUGCAUUAUCUGAUGGGCUAUGUAAGGGAGGCGAAGUGGAUGCAGCAAAUGAGCUAUUGCAUGAAAUGGUUGGAAAGGGGCUGGUUCUUAAUAUUUAUACGUAUAAUACGCUCAUCAACGGUCUAUGUAAAGUUGGUAUCUUGGAACAGGCAAAAAAGCUCAUGGAAGAUAUGGAAGAGGCCCGAAUUUAUCCGGAUACUGUCACGUAUACUACUAUUAUGGAUGCUUAUUGCAAGGAGGGUAAUAUGGAUAAAGCUCACAUGCUUCUUCGUGAGAUGCUUGAGAAAGGCAUGCAACCUACUGUUGUGACUUUUAACGUAUUGAUGAAUGGGUUUCUUAGAGCAGGCAAGACAGAAGAUGGUGAGAAGCUGUUGAGUUGGAUGAUUGAGAAAAGUAUCAUGCCCAAUGUUAUCACCUAUAAUUCUCUUCUUAAGCAAUAUUGCAUGGCAAAAGAUAUGCAGGCUUCCUCACGAAUCCUUAAAGAAAUGCGUGCCAAAGGUUUGGUUCCUGAUGGCAAUACAUAUAAUAUACUGAUAAAAGGCCAUUGCAAAGCUAGAAAUUUAAAAGAAGCAUCCUACCUUCACAAAGAAAUGACUGAGUUGGGAUAUAGGCUAAAUGUUAGUUCAUAUAAUGCACUCAUCAUGAUGCUCUGUAAAAAGAGCAGACUAGCAGAAGCAAGGGAACUGCUAGAUGAGAUGAGGAAUAAUGGUGUUGUUCCUGAUAGGGAUGUAUAUAACAAAUUUAUUGAUCUCAGUUAUUCUGAGGGAAACAUGGAGGGGACCCUUGAAUUUUGUGAUGAAGUAAUAGAAAAGUGCCUUGUGGGCGAGAGCUGUGGGAAACAGAUGGGGAAGAAAUGAUUGUGCAACCCUCUCUGGAAAAAGGAUAUCGGCUCAUUCUGUUCAAGCAACAUCAUCUCGUUCUAAAUCUCUAGUUGGUUGGCAUGCAGUCUGUUGGAUCAUGGCCUGGCAUUCCAUGGAGGAUGUCGAUGCCCAUCUUAUUGAGUGUGAUUCGAACUUCAUCGAUAAAGCCAUAUUUCCUGCAGCAAUCAGAGUUGAAAUUCUUCAAGUUUAAUGUUCAUAGCCCAUCUACUUGGCAAAUUCAAAAAUCUGGGUUGGGACCUCUUUGGAUAUGCCUCAAGGGAGAUGCCUCCUAUUCUUCCAACCCUUUUCUCUCGUCCAAACCCAUAUCUUCAUGCAUGCUUCUUGCUGCUCUAAAGGAUGAUGAUGAGCUGUGCCAUCAUCUUGCGCACAGUGCCUAGUGAUGAACACUCUCAGCCAGAAUCUUAUAUCGGUAAUCUGUCUUUACUUAGAUCUAUGAGUGUGCUUUUGGGGUAUUUUCGUAGACCUAAGCAUGCACUUGGAAUCCAGAGCAAGCUCUCAAAAGGCCAUAAACAGUUGCAUUACUCUACCAGACCCUGGAUAUGAUUUAUGGUUCCUGGUUUCUUCAAGCAACUUCUUCCUUGAUUUCUUUUCGGGUAGGAGACCCAUGGUUCAAAUUGCCAUUACCCACUUUUUCAACUUUUAUUUUCCUGGGAUCGAGAUUGGGGUUGAAAUUUACCGAUGAGAUUCUCUUGCUGGUUCACACAUGGCUUCCCUAUUGGGAUGCAAGAGAGGUUUUCCUAAUGGGAUGAGAGAGAGAGAGAGAGAGAGAGAGAGAGAGAAAGUUAUACUUGUGCUCUAGGCAUUACCUAGUUCGCCUCAAAACAUAAGCAGUGUCUUCCUUGCCUUUCCAAGAAAGGCUAUUUUCUUUGCUAUUUUCUCCCUCUAAUCCUCUCAAGGUACGUGCCACACAACUACGAGAGUAAAAUAUUUGAUGUCAUCCAUUCAAGUCCUUGGGCCAUCAUGGGAGGGCUUUUUCAAGUUUGAAUUUUGACAGAAGCUUCUAGGAAACCUGGGCCUUGCUGGGAUUUGGUGAAGUGAUUGGAGACUGUUUACAAGGGUACAUACUGACCAAUUCGGCCCCGAUAUCAGAAUGUUCAGCAGAUAAAGCUGAAGCCUGAAGAUUCAGAAAAGGCUUACACUGAUAGUAGCAGGCUGUUUGGUCAAGAAGAGAUUCUCCCUCAUUGUUACAAGGGUCUAGAUAUUUGUAAGUUAUCACACAAAAUUUGUAUUGCGCACUCAAUAUUAAUUUUAUUACCAAAUGAAAAUCUAUACGUGGCAUUAAAAAAGAAAAGAGAUUUAUUUGCUACGAGAAGUGAGGAGUUGCAACAUCUCUCUCUCUCUCUCAAAUGGAGGGUAUGUGUUUCUGAAUACAAUCGCUUUUUUCUCAAAGACUUGCAAUGGAAUUCAGUGGUAUGAGAUUUCGUUCUCUCUCUCACUCUCACAUCCAUGGUGAGAUGCAUUCAUUUGAGAGGGAC
Messenger RNA from Amborella trichopoda, 4499 nucleotides. Its product is annotated as Pentatricopeptide repeat (PPR-like) superfamily protein. NCBI's taxonomy places the organism in Eukaryota, Viridiplantae, Streptophyta, Magnoliopsida, Amborellales, Amborellaceae. Gene Ontology annotation, biological process: chloroplast-nucleus signaling pathway; mitochondria-nucleus signaling pathway. Gene Ontology annotation, molecular function: protein binding. Gene Ontology annotation, cellular component: chloroplast. The record is from RefSeq and is a predicted model, not a curated record.